Messenger RNA from Lymnaea stagnalis (great pond snail), 32207 nucleotides. Lineage: Eukaryota; Metazoa; Mollusca; Gastropoda; Lymnaeidae. The record is from the annotation of a GenBank genome assembly.
AAUGUGUUAAGAUAUGUUUAACUGUAACUACUGGUUGACACGGUAUGGGGCAGGUAACCAUAGCAUCAGGUAACUCCAAGUAAAAAAAUAAAAUAAAAGACACUUAAAAAGUAUCCAGAUUUGAAAUAGAGAGGAUCGUUCUAUGUGCUUGCUAGGUCUUGGAAGUUGUUGUAUGGAAUUGUUGAGAUAACGGUUUGACAUUAACGUGGAUAGAAUUAGACAGGGAAUCAAAUCCUGGAAUGACACGUUCGGCUGUAUAGCCUUGUCGAGUUCUAAACGUUUACUGAAAGAAAAAAGGUAAAACCUUCGAACUUUUUGAGUGUCAGUGUUUAUUUUUAUUAAUAAAAUCUAUUUGGCUACUUGACUGUUAUUAUUUUUUUUAAAGUAAGAUCUUCAAUAAUUAAUGACUUUUUUUGUAGUAAUUUAAAAUUUCUAUUUUUUUUUUAUUUUUUAGUUUUGUAUAUAGAAAAAAUUUUGUGAAUUAUAUUUUAAAUUAAUGUUUUUGUUUUUUUGUUUUUUAAAUACACCAAUAUUUUAUUUUAAAAGCGAAAGAAUGAACACAAUCACAUGCAUAUCGAUUUGGAUUAUAGGAUAUGGAUUGAUAAGCAUUGAAGGGGUAGGUUGUUAACGCUAUUAUAUUUUAAUUUAGAUUUGUCUUUCGUGUUAAUUAUAAUUAACUUUUAAUGAGAUGAGACCAAGAUUGUCAAUAAUGUUUUCACCGAAGAUGGAAAAAAAUGGAUGCAUUGACAGAAACAAGAGUUCAGCGGGCGAAUGGAUAGAGACAUAGAAACAAGAAUUCAGAGGGGAAAUUCAGAGUUACAAAUCACCCCCAACUACUACGACACACAUGAGUGAAGAUGGAGACCAAAGUCAGACUGAUUAAAGAUCAAACCUUACUUUCUAGUGACAAACUUCGAGUCUAAAUAAAAGUCUCGAGAUAACAAACAAAACAGAAAACAACACAACAUUCACCUGUAAUACGAGAUGUUAAGGCGAGCAGCUGGUAAACAAGAAGGUGUUACCUUUGGAACCAGUAACUAAGACGCUGAACCUACUAAUAAAUGAAUUCGUGUAGAGUGCCGUUCCACCAACCUGCAUUGCAAGCGUAAGACAGCAGACACACCGACUGCAGAACCCCUGCAGACCACGCUGUCAUAGGAUCGACUGUUUUUUGAAAGGACACCCUAAAAAAAAAACAACAACACACACACUCAUGAACUUCCAGUAGUUCUCACACCUUGCAGCAAUCAGUCAGCUAAAUCUCCUGCGAUGCCUCUCUGUGGAAACAAAACAGAAGAAACGUACGUUCAUUCGCCACAAUUAUUAUCAGAUUAAAAGAAUAUAUAUUUUUUUUUUUAUUUUAUUAUAGCUAAAGUAAAUGGCUGACAUGAGACUUUUAGUGAAAUGAAUCUACGCCACAACCCCUACCCCCAGACAAAAAAAAAAAACCAUUAAAAAACAGCAGGAACUCUCAGCCCCCGCCCCCCCUAUAACCCUAUUUGGACAUGAUAAAGACACUUUAAAAUAACAAAAUAGCAGACCAGAAAAACAAUGGGCAAUCACGAAGAUUAACUUUGCAUACUGUGAUAUGUGUGUGCUGGGAUUCAAAUUCAUGGGCAUAGCAGCGAUAGUUGGCGGGUUGGGGGGGGGGGGCACCUACUACUGAUGCCACCGUCAGGCAUAUAAACAUUGCAUGCAUAGGAGCCAAAAUGAUCAAUAAAAUGAUCGUGGGCCCUUAAGAUAUUGAAGAAGAAGAAAAUUGAGCUAAAAUAGUAAUUUUUAUUUUAUGUUGUUUUUUUUUUGGGUGUGGGGGGGGGGCUAGGGUGGGGGUUUGGGGGGCAAAGGACCCCAAAAUUUUAGACUUCGCCCUUGUUUUAGUUGUCAACGACACUACUCCUGGUCGGGGUUCCAAUUAAUGGCUACAUGAUACAUGCAAUGUUAAUAUCUAAUCAACUAUAAUUAGAUAGUUUUAUUAUUCAAAUACUCGAAAUACAUUUUCGGAUGGUUUUCCACCAUAAAGAGAUGUUUUGUUUGACGCCAUGUAACUAAUGAUGAAUGUCCUAAACUGUUAUAGAGCUGUUCUCUACAAUCUUAAUCCAAUAUUGUAUCUGCCAGGGAAUUAUCUUUAACGCAUUCAGCCCGAGCACGGUUAACAUCAAAGUCGGGGCCCACAACAUGACCAAGCUAAAUAGUCAGGUAAGGAAACUUUGCACUCGUAGCUGUAAAGAGACAAGAAGUUUCAGUUAAUGAAAAGAACUUUGUUAUGAAAGGGACUUAACCCCGAUAACUAAUGACGGUAGACCGUGGCAGAAGUUAAUUCCCUUUAACAAUAAUAAACAAAAAAAGUACAUUACAAGAAAUACAUUAGAUAAAAGGACAAUUAUUUUUUCUAAGAUAUUUAUAGAAACACAGACUUAUUUGCAGAGUGGCUGACAUUUUAACAGAGUAGCUGACUUACUCUCAGAGGGGCCGACUUAUUUACAGAGUGGCCGUCGAGUCAACUGAGUUGCUGAUUUAUUUACUGCGUUGCCGUCGAGUCAACUGAGUUGCUGAUUUAUUUACUGCGUUGCCGUCGAGUCAACUGAGUUGCUGAUUUAUUUACUGCGUUGCCGUCGAGUCAACUGAGUUGCUGAUUUAUUUACAGCGUUGCCAUCGAGUCAACUGAGUUGCUUAUUUAUUUACUACGUUGCCGUCGAGUCAACUGAGUUGCUGAUUUAUUUACUGCGUUGCUGACUUUCAAAGAAUCGUUCAAUAAAACUGUUUCAAAAAUAUUUCUUCCGUCAGACAUUAUCAUAGAAUAUUUGAUAACUUGUCAACAUACAUCUUAUGUAUCUAUCUACAGAUUUCAUGCACAUCUGAUAGCAGCCCUCAAAAGUCCUGCGUGUGUUUAGUCCCGUCCAAUACUCAGCCAUUUGAAGCCUGGAUGCUCAACGGCGACGCAGGUACAUUACCUCAGACAUCAUCCUCUCCUUUCCUGUGCUAAAUGUAUGUAAUUUAACUAGAGUGUGGGAAAUUCCAAUACACUGCUCCAAUACAAUGUCAGAAAAAAUACUUCUCCAAUACAGUACCCCAUUAUAUGAAUUAUUACCUGGUAUAUUAUCAUCCAAUUAUGAAUUAUUUCCCAGUUUAUAAUUAAGAAAUAUGAAUGUUUAUACUUUAUAUUAUACCCAGUAUUUUAAUAAAAAAAUAUGAAUGUAUUGUCCAAUAUAUUAACAAUCAACUAUGAAUUGUUUUAUAGAAAUGUACCACCUCUUUAUAAAACACACAUCUAUUAAUCCUACCACUAAUUUAGCGGAAUGAUAUUGAAAAAGCUAAAAACUAAAUCUAGACAGUACCCUUCUAUUGAAUCAUUAAAUAAUAGAUAUUUUAUAUAUGCAGAUCUAACAAAGAUUUUUAAAUAUUAAUCUAAGGGAGAAAGAGGAAUGAGGAAGUUGAUUGGUUCUAGAAAAUAAAUGAAAUGGUGGCAAGUGUUCUAGAUUUUUGAACAUUUUCCUCAGCUCCUUACGUCUACUACUACGGCUCACAGUCUUUGGUGGCCGGCACGACUAACCCUGUGGUCGUAACCUGCACAGAGGAAGGUGAUCAAACUACGUGAGUAGUUAAGGACAGGACAAUGUGUGUACACACAAAAAGGCACUAAGUCUUCGUCGUAACUAUGGCGCAUAACUUCCCCAUAAUUCAAAAAACAAAAAAAAACACCUCUUAAAAUUGUAUAUAAAUGACGAACCACAAAGAAGUACCACCCGGGGCGUGCUGCUCAGUCUGCACCCUUGCUCCUAAACCAAUGAGCAACGACGUAACAAGCAAAUGGUUUGUUUGCAGCUAUGGCAGCACAUAAGUUAUUGACUGGACUUCUAAAACAUUUAGAAUUGAUAUAAGACGUGCAACAAGUAAGUUUGGUAAUUUGCUCAUUAUAUUGUAUAUUUAGUGAUAUGUGAAGUGAAUAUAUCUACAAGCUAGAGGUGUAUCGUAUUCGUAUGGUUUGGUAUUUUUAACUAAAAUUGUAUAUUAAAUUUUGUUCCCCUAUCAUUCUUGUUAAAAAAAAAAAAAAUAUUUUGUGUUUGAAUGAUCUUUCACCUUAAAUCAUCUCGGAGUUAAUGUUAUUUACAAAUACCCGUUAUGCUGAUCAUUGCAGAUUUCACGACUCAUAGAGCAAUUACUUUUUUUUUAAAUUUAAAAUGUUUGUUCGGUUACAAAUUAUUAUUUCAUGUCACAUUAUUUUUAAAAAAACAACACCAUAUUACACAUAACCACUAAUUCUCUGUUAAGGAAAAUGUCUCAGUCGCUGACAGUUGAAGUGGUCGACAACGAGCCUCCUGUCAUUAACAAUAUCCUGUACCCUGCAGGUAAAUGUCAAAAAUCCGACUGAUCAUUAUGGGCCGUUCAAAUGGUAAAAAUGAGAAAAGUACUUUCAUAAUAUAUGACGAAAAAAAAUGUUAACGUGAAAAAAAGCAGUCACCUGAGUGCAAUUAUGACCUACUUCAUUUUUGACUACUUAAAACGAAAAUGUAAUAAUAACCAUCAGGCCAAAUACCAGCAGCACAGAAGAUUAAUUUAAUAAUCACCAUAAGGUUAAAUGCCAGCCAUCUAGCAGAUGAAUGAAAUAACUCCAAUUUGUUAAAUACUAGCCAUCCAGUAGGUCAAUGUAAUAACUUCCAAUUUUUAAAUGCUAACUACCCAGUAGGUCAAUGUAAUAAUCACCAUAAGUUAAAUACUAAAUACCCCGUAGGUCAAUGUAAUAACCACCAUAAGGUGAAAUACCAGCUACCCAUUAGGACAAUGUAAUAACCACCAUAAGGUGAAAUACCAGCUACCCAUUAGGACAAUGUAAUAACCACCAUAAGGUGAAAUACCAGCUACCCAUUAGGACAAUGUAAUAACCACCAUAAGGUGAAAUACCAGCUACCCAUUAGGACAAUGUAAUAACCACCAUAAGGUGAAAUACCAGCUACCCAUUAGGACAAUGUAAUAACCACCAUAAGGUGAAAUACCAGCUACCCAUUAGGACCAUGUAAUAACCACCAUAAGGUGAAAUACCAGCUACCCAUUAGGACAAUGUAAUAACCACCAUAAGGUCAUAUACCAGAUAACCAGGAAGUCAAUGUUCAACCUCCUAUAAGAAAUAAUUAAUUGACUAGGUAUUUAUGGGUGGCUGUAAUGCUGUGUUCAAAAGAUGCGCUAACCCUAAAUUAUUAGAAGUCUCAGCCAUAAGUCAGUGGUCAUUGGGAUCCUCAUAAGUUUCGUUCCCUGAUUGCAUCUUUCGUCAAGGAACACAAUUAGGAUUGAAGUUGACGCCCUACCGCUGCCUUGGUUUGGUGGGUUGUCUCCCCCUUUGAACCUUUUACCACGUGAGUCCCUUUCGAUUACCCCCCAUGACGAAUGAGUUUAAUUUCUAGUUUCCACAUUGAAUUCAGACACUGUUUCCCUGGAUGCCAAGACAACAUCAGCGUACACGGAUGUCUACAGUGUACAAGCUACUGAUCUGGACAUGGACACCUUGUUCUACAGCAUGAGUCAAAGUCCUGACCUAGGAUACUUUAACAUUGGAAUAGGUAAGGAGGCAAUGGGAUAGGUAAGUAGAUAAAAGAAAAGGAAAUAUACAAUAGAAUAGGUGAGUUAACAUUGAGAUAGAUGUCCUGAUAUUGGAUAGGUAAGAUGAAAUUUAGAUUAUUUGAGAUGGCAUUAAAAUAUUUUAGGUGACUUUUAGAUAUAGAAAAAUGUUAAUUCUAAAUAUUUGAAUGGACAUUGUAAUAUUUGAGCUGACAUCUGAAAUACUUGAGUUGACUUUUGAAAAGGUAAUUUGAUAGUCAGGUUGGAAAUGACAUUGGUGAUUUGACAUUUGGAUUGGUGAAUUCAGAUUCGGAUAAGUGAAUAAGACAAUUUAUAUAUGUAAAAUGUUACUUUUGGAGAUAUGUGAAUAUGAUUUUCAAAUUGUUUAUUUUGACAUUUGGAUAUGUGCAUGAGUUAUUGGGAUAUGUGCAUGUGUUAUUGGGAUAUGUGCAUGUGUUAUUGGGAUAUGUGAAUGUGUCUUUUGGAAUUACGUGAAUGUGACAUUUUGGAUUUCUCAAUAGGAGUUAACUAAUUACGCGUUUUUGUCGUAUGAACUUUUUGUAACAAUAAAAUGAUGUAAACAAAAAAUUGAAUAUUAUAAACUAUUUCCUACAUGACCAGGUGAUGGUGUUGUCCGUACACUUAUAGAUUUAAGAUAUGCCACCGUGUCGACCCACACAUUGACGAUAACGGUAAAAGACAAAACCCAUAAGGUGAACGAUUUUAAGGUUACCGUCAUGCUGACAAGUAAGUCAACUUUGCAUUCUGGUGUUAAAACUAUCGGCCACGCAUCUGUGGAUUAUAAGGAAGGUUUUUAUAAAACAUUAUAAAUAAAGCAUUAUAAAUAAAACAUUAUAAAUAAAACAUUAUAAAUAAAACAUUAUAAAUCAAACAUUAUAAAUAAAACAUUAUAAAUCAAACAUUAUCAAUAAAACUUUAUAAUAUGAAUAAAGCAAGAUGUCAAGAGGAGCGAGUGUAUUUUCUGCACAUGGUUAUUAUUAUGAUGUUUAAAAAUCCUACUUGUCUCUCCACAAAAAAGAAAGAGAAUCAAAAGUUUGGAGAUGCAUCUCAAAGUUUAAGAAUCUAAGUAACUGUAUUAAUUGAUUAUAGACAUUAAGCAAGUCAAUUUUAUUAAAAAUUGUGCCAACUUUGAAAGGAUUCACUUUUACAUUAACGACCACAAAUAUCCACACACCAGUCAAAUCAUUCACUCCUCAUUCAAUCAUCCAGCCGUUAAUCAAUCAUACAGUUCAAUUUGGAGAAAUUAAAAAUCAAUCAUCUUCUUAUACCUGAUUGGUCCAUGAUUUAACUUAGAGAAGCAUGUAGAAAUUUCAAUUAUUCUCUUAAAUAAAAUCUGGUUAACAAUUAAAAAACAAUUUUUAAAAAGCUCUUAAUCGUAAAUAUAAAAAAAAAAUAAUGAAUAUUGUUUUAACACACACAGUGGUUCCUCUGAAAAGGUCUAUUGAGCUGAUCCUAAUAAUUUAAGAUUUAAAAUAAAUUCCACCCUAUCAAUCUGAGGUCUUAAAACCAACCAACCAAUCAGCAGUCACUGUCCCAUACUGGACAAUUUCUAGUACAGCGAACUGAUCCCUGUCAGUAACAGGUCUUAAAAGCAACCCACCUAUCAGUAGUCAUCGUCCCAUGUGAACCAUCUUCUAGUAAAGACAAUCUGACCCUCGUCAUUCACAGAUCUGAACACCGCUCCGUCCAUCAGCAACCUGCCAGACACGGUCAGUUUUUCUGAGACCGCAAAAAAAGGCACGACUAUUAUAGACAUGACCCUAGUCGACCCUGACCCCUAUGUCGCCCCAAUGGUCCCAGUGUGUACGCCAAGUGACCCCAAUGACCUGUACAAGUUCAAGAUAUCAGGUGAAUUAAAAUGAAAUAUUCGUCAUUGAAAUUAUCUUCGCAAAUAUUUCAAUGAGCUUAUUAUUAAUUUUGUUGUUUGGCGUCCUUGCAAUGGUGUUUAAACUUAAUUUUGUUAAAUGUCUUCAACGCAAUGUUUUUAGACUUUAUUUAUUAGACUUAUUAUUGAAGAAUAAUACCCCCCCCACACACACACACACACAAAAUAUAUAUAUAUAUACAUAAAUAUACCUGUUGUCAAAAGAUGUAAACACCAUACUCGACUAAAUAUAUGUAGAAUAAACACAAUGAUAAUCUAUUAAUAUCAGUCGUAGUCAUAAGUCGAGGGAUGCUUAUUGACUACAAUUAUGAAAUAUGCUUCACUCAGGGAUAAGUCUAGUGUAAAACUUCGGUUUACGAAAUUAUGUGAAGUUUUUAACAAUAGUGUUAGAUUUUAACUAGCAGCAGUCGCUGCACUGGAUAUUUAAAAAAUGGCCAGUGUCAUUUGGCCAAAACAAUCUCGUAGUUGGUAGCAUCAAUUGACAUGUCUAAUAUGACCGGUGUCAUUAGGCUGACACACUCUCGUAGUUGGUAGCAUCAAUUGACAUGUCUAAUAUGACCGGUGUCAUUAGGCCUACACUCUCGUAGUUGGUAGCAUCAAUUGACAUGUCUUAUAUGACCGGUGUCAUUAGGCCUACACUCUCUCGCAAUCUUGGAAUCAAGUGAAAAGUCUGCGAUUUUUAUCCGUGUCAUUCCGAUGAGAGCUGACGGACUCAGUGGUCAGCGAUGACCCAUAUGCCUUGAUUUUAGUCAAGCAUCAAUACUUGCUACUGUUUUCGUCUUUUUGUGCGGGUAACCUGUAUCUGUGUCAAGAUUGCAGCUAUCGUUAAGUAAAAAAACCUUAUAUAACCCGUGUUCGACUCUGAGCCUUAAUAUAAAAUGUCAUGACGAAAAUGUAUAGACGUAUACACGAAUAUGGAAGAUAUUUUUAAAUCUUACGACAAACCUGGGGACUCGCAGAACCCAGGUCAACAAGUCAAUCUGAAAUAACUUUUUAAUUUUUUUUUAAUGACUAGGAUCAUCGAUAACCUUGGCCUAUGACAACGCCCUUGACUACGAGACCAAAGCAACGUACACCUUCAGCUGUAAAACGACAGAUGGUUACCUUUCAAAGUAGGUGAACUGGAUUUUUUUUCGUGUACACGUGUUCCUUAUAUAAAAAAGUGUCCUACAAAAAAAAUGUAUAAACGUAAUUGCGUUGACAAUAAAAUUAUAGGCAAGAUAGAAAACAAAUGCAAAGGGCCCGUCUCUCAGAGACAAGAGUUUGUUCUAAGCUAUAAACUAAUUAUGAGUAGUAUGAAAGACUCUAAAUAACUCUCUUUAACCGAUAACUAUAUCUCUACGGAAAAUAUACGGACGGACAAAAUUUGAAAAUGGCUGGAGAAUAUGAACCAACGAGGAUUUGUAUGGGCUCUUACAAAAUCCCUUGCUAGUAGCAGAGCGAUAUAAGGUCGAAUGAUGCCAAAUGACAGAGAAGUGAAGAGAGUGCACACCCACAACUCCAGAGGAAAACGGUUCAAGGCAGACGUAGGCUUAAAAUGGUAGAUGAUUUUAAAAUAUUCUACAGCUGCAGGAAUCUAAGCAUGGAUAGGAAACUUAUCAGUCAGGUAUGUAUCAAAGAAAGUGUGUGAGUGGGGCCAAAGCCCUACAUUGGCUGUAGAACCACAGGGAUGGUUGGCAGGUAUGUUUGAUGUCGGCAAAAGCCCUACACUGGAUGUAGCACCACAGAGAUGGUUUUAAGGAUUGUGUAAGGCGGGCCAAAUCCCUACACUGGAUGGAGUAUCACUUGGAUGGUUGGAAGGAAUGUGUGAGUAGUGACAAAGCCCUACACUGGAUGUAGCACCACAGGGAUGGUUGAAGGAAUGUGGGAGGCACUGACAACACGACCGCCAGAGGUGUCUAUUCGAACUUGCCUACUCCUAGCAAACAAGACCCAAGGUGGGGAUUAGGUCGUAGAUUGCAUAGUCUAGUGACGCAGAUGCGCACCGAGCACUGCCCCUUGCGCACAUAUUUCUGGAGGUUGGACAACAACAGAGAUCCUACCUGCCGGCAUUGCAGCCUGGCCCCAGAGACCUUAGAACAUAUGUUUGCUGAAUGUCCCGCACUAGAUCUCCCAGGGGAAGCCAGGGCGGUUGGAGGAUCCUUUGUGAGGGAAAUGUUGUAUGGCUCAGCUCAACAGAUGGAGUUGAUAGCCAAUUUACUAGCCGGGGUCAUAAGAGAGUAAUCUCAGACCUUCACCAGAAUAUGUGCGUUAGUUAGUAAUUGUAAACAUUUAGCUGGAGCUUUUCAAUACCUGUAAACAUGUAGCUUUGAGCCUUUCAAUAUCUGUAAACAUUUAGCUGAAGCUUUUCCAUAACUGUAAACAUUCAUCUAGAACUUUUCAAUAACUGUAAACUUUCAGCUGGAGCUUUUCAAUAACAAUAAAUAUUCAGCAGGAGCUUUUCAAUAACUGUAAACAUUCAUCUAGAACUUUUCAAUAACUGCACACUUUCAUGUGGAACUUUUCAAUAACUGUAAACAUUCAGCUGAAACUUUUCAAUAACUGUAAACAUUUAGCUGGAAAUUUUCAAUAACUGUAAACAUUCAGCUGGAGCUUUUCAGUAACUGUAAACAUUUGGCGUGAGCUUUUCAAUAACUGUAAACAAUCAUCUAGAACUUUUUAAUAACUGUAAACAUUCAGCUGGAGCUUUUCAAUAACUGUAAAAAUUAAGCUGGAGCUUUUCAAUAACUGUAAACAUUCAGCUGGAGCUUUUCAAUAACUGUAAAAAUUAAGCUGGAGCUUUUCAAUAACUGUAAACAUGCAGCUGGAGCUUUUCAGUAACUGUAAACAUUAAGCCAGAGCUUUUCAAUAACUGUAAACAAUCAUCUGGAGCUUUUUAAUAACUGUAAACUUUCAUCUUGAACUUUUAAAUAACUGUAAACAUUUAGCUGGGGGUAUUCAAUAACUGUAAAUAUGCAGCUGGAGCUUUUUAAUAACUGUAAACAUUGAGCUGGAGCUUUUAAAUAACUGUAAACAUUUAGCUAGAGCUUUUCAAUAACUGUAAACAUUUAGCUGGAGCUUUUCAAUAACUGUAAACAUUUAGCUUGAAAUUUUCAAUAACUGUAAACAUUCAGCUGGAGCUUUUAAAUUACAGUAAACAUUUAGCGGGAGCUUUUCAAUAACUGUAAACAUUUAGUUGGAACUGUUCAAUAACUGUAAACAUUUAACUGGUGCUUUUCAAUAAUUGUAAACAUUUAGCUGGAGCUUUUCAAUAAAUGUAAAUAUUUAGCUGGUGCUUUUCAAAAAUUGUAAACAUUCAGCUGGAGCUUUUCAAGGACUGUAAACAUUAAGCUUGAACUUUUUCAAUAACUGUAAACAUGCAGCUGUAGCUUUUCAGUAAAUGUAAACAUUCAGCCGGAGCUUUUCAAUAACUGUAAACAUUCAUCUGGAGCUUUUCAAUAAAUGUAAACAUUAAGCUUGAACUUUUUCAAUAACUAUAAACAUUCAGCUGGAACUUUUCAAUAACUGUAAACAUUUAUCUGGAACUUUUCAAUAACUGUAAACAUGCAGCUGGAGCUUUUCAGUAAAUGUAAACAUUCAGCCGGAGCUUUUCAAUAACUGUAAACAUUCAUCUGGAGCUUUUCAAUAACUGUGAACAUUCAGCUGGAACUUUUCAAUAGCUGUAAACAUUCAGCUGGAGCUUUUCAAUAACUGUAAACAUUCAGCUGGAAUUUUUCAAUAACUGUAAACAUUCAUCUGGAGCUUUUCAAUAACUGUGAACAUUCAGCUGGAACUUUUCAAUAUCUGUAAACAUUCAGCUGGAGCUUUUCAAUAAAUGUAAACAUUCAGCUGGAACUUUUCAAUAACUGUAUACAUUCAGCUGGAGCUUUUGAACAACUGUUACAUUUAGCUGGAUGUCGAUUAUGAGCGUUCAUUAGUAAUUGUUGCGACUCAAUAUUAUGUUCAUUAGUUGUUGAACGCUUUUGCCGCGCUUGACUAUUAUAGUUAGUGAACGCUCUUCCCGCCAUUGUCUUUAUGACGUAUUAUUGUGCUGAUUCGUGACGUAUUGUCUAUGCAGUGUUGUGACGUAUGUUUUAGUCGUGCGGCAGUCUUGAGUGGAACCUUGGAGUGAUAGGAUGUUUAUUAUAUUUACUUAGAUAUUAAAGUUAUAGUUAUUAUGAAAAGGAGUUGAGUUUGUUAAUUGAUAGUGAGAAUAGUACGACGCUUCAACGUAUGAAAGAACUGACGAAUGUAAUCAAUCCAAGAAGACGUUAUAGGAGUUGACACUGGAACUUUUCAAUAACUGUAAACAUUUAGCUGGAACUUUUCAAUAACUGUAAACAUUCAGCUGGAACUUUUCAAUAACUGUAAACAUUCAGUUUGAGCUUUUGAACAACUGUAAACAUUUAGCUGUAGCUUUUCAUUUACUGUAAACAAUCAGCUGGAACUUUUCAAUAAUUGCAAACAUUCAGCUAGAGCUUUUCCAUAGGAUGGUUUCUAUAAAUGUAAACAUGUAGCUAGAUGGCUUCAAUUACUGCAAUAUUUAGCUGAAGCCAGUUUAGUUUAAAACAUAUAUACAAAAUCAACCAAAAGAGAACAAAUUACAAAAUAUUUUUUUUUAAUCAUUCAAAUCUGGUAGGAUAAGAACCGGCUUACAGCAGUGGUUGACUCACGGUUAUGAGCAUUUGAAAACUCUCCUUACAUGACAAUGCCAUCAAUCUCUGUUCUAGUAAAGAUCACGUGAAGUCGUUUAUUUCCUAAAUUAACGGAACGACAAAUUAAAUUUGCGUUGCUGCCAUCCAUUUGAGUAGGGCGUAGGGCUGAGGGGAAGCUCCAUCACUUGCGACACAUUAUUUCUCCCUAUGUAAAGGGGUGGCACAUAAUUUCUCUGUAUAUAAAUUGGUGCAGUUUUAUAGGCAAAAUGGGAAGUUUAUUGGUCUUUGGCAAGGUAAAAUAAAAAUAGUCACUAGUUGAGGUUUGUACUAACCCUCGCAAGUCACUCUUACUAACGUUAAUAAACCUCAAGAUUAGGUCAACGUUUUCCUCUACACUAGCUGCCAUCUGUUAGUCCUCACAAAUAUAAAUAAACACACACUUUUAAUUUUGGAAGUUGUUUGUAAAACUAAACUAAAUAAUAUUAAGAAAAAAAAAUGAUGUCUAUUGAGAGUCAGACUUCAACCGUACUAUAAUUUUUGUUUAGAGAUUAUAGGAUCUUGUCCUUUCUUGAAUCUGUUAAAGCUGUCAUAAUUAAGCUCUAAACCCGACCCCCCCCAAAAAAAAAGUUUCAACUCGACAAUAUAUCUGAAUAUGGUAUUGCUCUCUUUAACUACAUAUUUUGAUAUAGUUUAAUAAUAAUUAAAAAUUUUAUGGAAUUAAAUCAAUUUUGAUGUGACGUAUGUAUUGACGUAAAAAUUUGCUCAAAUUUAAUUUCAUCGCCAGUGACAACACGGAUAUUUUAACUGUCAAAGUGAUGGAUUUCAACGAGGCACCAACCUGGUCAUCUACAAAUUACAAAUGCAAUAUCGACGAGGGCGUGGUAAGUUCAAGGACGAGGUCAUUCUUUAUUUUUCCGAUGGAAGGAAGGAUGAGAUUCACACGUUGCUAGUCUUAAGAAAUUUACAAACUACAGUAAAAGAAAUUGCCGAUGGAUUUCUACUUUCAGAUAAUCUUAAAGUGUAUAAAGAAGAAGUAUAGAUUCUUAAUUUAUCCAUGGGACUACACAAACGAGACAGGGAAAAGUGGGUUCAAUUGAUUCAUUUCCCCCCCCCCCUUUUUCGUAAUGAAUAAGCAUCUUUGUUUGCUACAUGUUUUUUUUUUCCCCUCCUUGACUUAAAACUCUUAAAAAAUCGUUUUACGGCAAUUUCAUUAAAGUGUAUAAAGAAGAAGUAAAGAUUCUUAAUUUAUCCAUGGGAAUACACAAACGAGACAGGGAAAAGUGGGUUCAAUUGAUUCAUUUCCCCCCCCCCCUUUUUCGUAAUGAAUAAGCAUCUUUGUUUGCUACAUGUUUUUUUUUUCCCCUCAUUGACUUAAAACUCUUAAAAAGUCGUUUUACGGCAAUUUCACAGGUAGGUGGCGCCACUUGUUCGCUUGGCGGAAAUGUGAGCGAUCCAGAGGGUGACAGCUUCGUCGUGACCCUGGACAAUACUUACUUCAGGUAGGACUUGGUCUACAGUCGGGCUGGACAACCUUUUUGUGAAGAGGGCUAUACGUGUCAUCUUUAACGUACCACUAUUGCCCUACCACACCAGGGAUAUAUUAGAAUCUCUGUUCUUGCCACCUAUGCCCAGCCAAAUUUAUGCCUCAUUAAAAGAGAAAGUGUGUUUCCUGUUUGUAAAAAUAAAAUAAAAAUAUUUUUUUUUAAAAAUAAUAAUAAUAAAAUGAAAUAAAAUUGUUUCUGUCCAAGUUUUGACAAGACUACCAACACGAUUUCUUACGCCAAAAACUAUGACCUCGAGGCCCUGACCACAUCUGACCUUGUCGUUAUCAUGACAGCCAGGGACAGCAAGUCUGCCAGCAGCAGUGCCACUGUCAACAUCCACAUCAACGACCUCAAUGACAACACAUGUGUGUUGAGUUCAAACCUGGUGAGCUCCUCUGCUUCGGACACGUGAGCGGAAAAUUGGGAUUGGGGGUGGGGUGUGGGUGGGAUGAGGUCUUGGGGGAGGGUUGGGGCUUGAGUGGGGCUGGAGUAGGGCUUGAGUGGGCUGGAGUGGCGCUGGAGUGGGACUGGAGUCGGGCUGGAGUGGUGGGUUAAGUGUAGUGGUUGUAAGCUGUUGUUUUUUUUUCUUUUUUUAGACUGUUACAUCAUUUGUAAAUGUUUUGAACAAAAGUGAUUCGGGAGCUCAGUAGCAUUGGAAAGGGUGGCGAGUUGUUGCAACAAGAGCUGAUUUUUUUCUGUAAUGAUCACGACCACUUUUCCGACCAAUGCAGAAUAAAUAUAUAUAUAUACACAUGUAUAUACAUUUAUUUUUUUUUUUAUGGUGGAAGGGGGGGGUAAGACGUUUGAAAUAAAAUAUUUUCGACCACCAGAACCUUGGAUUGAAGUAGAUAAUGUUAACGUAUUAGAAAAGGUUAAACUCCGCGGUAUUUUAGUACAAAGAAAGUAUAAGUUAUAACUUUCCUAGAUGCAAGUUUCAUUAUGUGUAGCGCUUAGCCUUCGCUCUUACAACACCAGCAGGUAUGUCAAGGACGACCUCGUCUCCCAGGCGUCACCCUGUCUACUUCGUUGAGCUUUAGUAGAACACUACAGAUUUAACAGUUUAUAUAAGACUUCAGAUUAAACAGUUUAUAUAACACUACAGAUUUAACAGUUUAUAUAACACUACAGAUUUAACAGUUUAUAUAACACUACAGAUUUAACAGUUUAUAUAACACUGCAGAUUUAACAGUUUAUAUAACACUACAGAUUUAACAGUUUAUAUAACACUACAGAUUUAACAGUUUAUAUAACACUACAGAUUUAACAGUUUAUAUAACACUGCAGAUUAACAAUUUGGAGAACCGUAUGUCAACUCCUAACGUCUUCUUGGAUUGAUUACAUUCGUCAGUUCUUUUCACACGUUGAAGCGUCGUACUAUUCUCACUAUCAUUGAACAAACUCAACUCCUUUUCAUAAUAACUAUAACUUUAAUGUCUAAGUAAAUAUAAUACAUAUACACUUGAAUAUAGCGCAGCUCGCUAUCAGACCUAAAUAAUAAACAUCCUAUCACUCCAAGGUUCCACUCAAGACUGCCGCACGACUAAAACAUACGUCACAAUACUGCAUAGACAAUACGUCACGAAUCAGCAUAAAAAUACGUCAUAGAGACAAUGGCGGGAAGAGCGUUCACUAACUAUAAUAGUCAAGCGCGGGAAAAGCGUUCAACAACUAAUGAACAUAAUAUUGAGUCGCAACAAUUACUAAUGAACGCUCAUACAGAUUUAACAGUUUAUAUAACACUACAGAUUAACCAUUUGUAUUACUGUAAAUUUUAAACUUUCUUAAAAGACAACAUAUUUAACAUUUGUAUUACUGUACAUUUUUAACUUUCCUAUAAAAUUAUAUAUUCAAUUAUGCUAUAAAAUUACAUAAUUAACCAUUGUUUAAUGCUACAUAUUUAAUUUUCCUAUAACUUUACAUAUUACCGCCCUAUAACAUUACAUAUUUUACUUUUGUUCCAAAACAAAACAUUGAACUGAAACAGAUACCAUGUAAUAUAAACAACAAGCCAUAAACAUUUUUUUUUUAAAAAUAUGUUUUUUUCAACAAAUCCCAUUGAUUAUCACACGGUUUAACCUAACGUAGUCUGAGACAAAGUGAACAGAGAGCGCCAGAAUGAAAAAUAAACCCAACGAUUAGAGAAUUAUUAUCAUGUAAAGCUAAUUAACUGAGCUGAUGAAUCACUACGUCUGCUGAACAACCUGAGUUUACAACAGCCCUUGUUUGUACGCACCUCAGCUAGGACCAGCGGAUAUGUCUACGCGUGCUGUAAUUUUUUUUUUAUUGCACUUUCUUAACGUUUAAAAUCAUCAAUAAAAACUGAUGUUUGCCAAAAUAUAUUGAUGAUGAAAACGCUUCACAAGAUCUAAUUAUCUUCGAAACUUCAUUUAUGUUUAUUACAUUUAUAUGCUUUUUCUAAACAUUUAUGUUUAUGUAUAUUAUGGGGAGACAUGGUCAGUCUGCGGAAACAAUCAAAGCUUAGAGGCCAACACUACCAACAUUACUUACAUUACAAGAAUUAACAAUGUCCAUUCGAAUACAUUGGUCCACACAAGCGUAAACCCUUAUGGUAGUAAAUAAAAACACUCUCAAUUUAAGACUAUUAUUCUAGUAAUUCAGGUUUGAAUACAUUUCGAGGUUUUUAUCAUUGUCUGUAGCUCAUCAUUACCGUGGAUGACUCGACCAAGUUAAAAAUGCUUGACAGUCUAACACUGAAUGACAAAGACUACACCAGUCCGAAUAACAAGGUUCACCUGAAAGUGACGUCAGUCAACCCAUCAGAUACCGGCGAUCACGUGACGGUGACAAGAAAUGGAGAGAUUUAUUAUACCAGUAAAGGAUCUAAUUCUUUAUAAUUGCAUUCAUAGUUAGUCCCAUAUCAGUGACGGCCUUCCGGCGUGAGGUGUGACUUGCAUUUCUCGGGGUCACAAAGCAUGGUCUCGGGGUCACAAAACAUGAUCUCUUGAUGUAGCACGGAGCUCCUUCAUGCUUCAGCACACCUCAUGGUCAACUGCAUCAUCAGGCCAAUCUUUCUAAAUUAUAAUCAUUCAAAAUCUGUAGGAAUUAUGAAAACUUGUUUAAAUGUUUCAAUUUAUUUAGUUAACAUACCUGGGCCUUUGAGUUGCCCGCCCUUUUAUUUGAUAUGUGCCGUAGAUUAUUGCAGGUAGUAGAAUACUGGAGGUAGUAGAUUAUUGCAUGUAGUAUAUUGUUAAAAGUAGUAAAUUAUUGCAGGUAGUAGAUUAGUGCAGUUACUAGAUUAUUGCUGGUAGUAGAUUAUUGCAGGUAUUAGAUUAUUGCAGGAAGUAGAUUAUUGCAGGUACUAGAUUAUUGCAGGUAGUAGAUUAUUGCAGGUAGUAGAUUAUUGCAGGUAUUAAAUUAUUGCAGGUAGCAGAUUAUUGCAGUUACUAGAUUAUUGCAGGUAGUAGAUUAUUGCAGUUACUAGAUUAUUGCAGGUAGUAGAUUAUUGCAGGUACUAGAUUAUUGCAGGUAGUAGAAUAUUGCAGGUAGUAGAUUAUUGCAGGUAUUGAUUAUUGCAGGUAGUAGAUAAUUGCAGGCAUUAAAUUAUUGCAGGUAGUAGAUUAUUGCAGUUACCAGAUUAUUGCAGAUAGUAGAUUAUUGCAGGUAGUAGAUUAUUGCAGGUACUAGAUUAUUGCAGGUAGCAGAUUAUUGCAGGUAGUAGAAUAUUGCAGGUAUUGAUUAUUGCAGGUAGUAGAUUAUUGCAGGUAGUAGAUUAUUUUGCAAGGUCUGUGAUGACAACAUUUGCAUUCUUUUGCUUUUUUUUUUUUUUUUUUUUUUUUUUUUUUUUUUUUUGAAUUUUUAACUUUCGAUAAAGAUAUUUGAUUUGCUUUUAGUUCUAUUUUGUUGGUAAUUUAAAAAAAAAAAAUUAAAAGUAGCUUAUUUUAUGUUCAAUGAUCUCUUAGGAACAUCCACUUCCCCACAAGCCAUUAAACUCCGGCGCUUUUUCUGUUAAAUAUCCAAUAAGACUCACUUCAUCCUCAAACCAUGUAAAUGAAUGAUGUAAACUAUUAAUGUUGAGCUAUUCAAAUUCACAUUACCACCAUGGAUCCAUAAAAUCAUGUUUCUUACAUCUACUGACUUGAACAACCAACAGUUUUAGAAAACGCCGAAUUUCAUUUAACCAAAUGUUCUCAAUCCCAGAACUUUUCACGUACGACCAGUCCGGCACGAGCUUCAAGACGAGUCUCAAGUGUGUGGACGAGGGCACCCCGCAGCGGUCGUCCACGACAACGGUGGUGGUCUCAUUCACGGCGGUGGUCACCACAACCACCACCACCACAACGACCACCACCACGGCCAAAACGACGACGACCACCGAGAAGGACAUCUGGGACUACACAGAGUUCACGGCCUUCUUCGGUGUUCUCAUGGCCAUUUUGGGUAAGUAGAAUUUUUGCCCUGGCAAUUUUUUUGCCCGAGUUGUUGCCAGUAGCACCUCCAUGUCUAUGCAGAUUUUCAAAUAAAUGGGCCAAGUUUUUUAAAAGUGGUGUUUUAAAUAUUUAAAAUCAUUCAUUCCGUCCAUCACUUGCUUUUAAGAUAAUUUACCUUUAUUUCCCAUUUCUGGGGACCUCCACAAAUAUGGGCCAUGGACACGCCCUAACCACGUUCACUCACAAUCGCGCCUUUAUCCUAAGGAGAGUUUGAGUUUCUUAACUUUAAAAAAAAAAAUAAAUACUUAAUGUAGGUGUAUAAUAAUAUAUGACAAACGACAGCUCACAAGAGCUGCAUUCACCUUCGCUCGCAGAUUGGACACCAUCAAAUGAUUUUCUAAGAAAUACUUUAUAUAAUGUCACUGUAGUAUCACUAAACUGAUUAAUUUCAUAUCAACUAAACUUUUUUUUUUUUUUUUUUUUUUUUUUUGUUGUUGUUUUUUUUUCAUUUAAUUCUAACCCCAAAGAGAUCUGCAUUAAGAUUUAGAAACAGUUUUUACAAGCUCACAUACGGUUUCACAUACAUUCAAAUCCAUCAGUUAGAUAGUAGGUUAAAAAAACAACUAUUAUACACAGCAUGUUGAAUAGUAAACAAUUUAAAAUCGAAUGUGCGCUUAAGAUUAAGUAGGUGAAUCCACCAAACCCGUCAUAUCGUAUAUUAAACUAACGUUACAUUCUGUGGCUAUGUUUAGGUCUCGCCCUAAUCAUUGGACUGGCCGUUCUGAUAGCCAUGUGUUGUGCUGGAUAUCGGUGUGGACCGUGCUGUAAACCCUCACCGUAAGUACUAGUUUGUUACUUAUACACUUGCCGUAAGAAGUCACUGCGUCCAUUCGGGGUAGUGCGACUGUCUAUUGGUGGCAGCGAAGUUUGGAAACAAUUAAUGAGUUCCUCCCAUCUCUAUCACAAAAUUAAUGUAUUACUUCAAAAUGCAAUCAUCCCAUCAUUUCUGUGCCAUCUCUGUGUACUUUGACUUCCGCUGCUACUAAGGUGAGUGAUAUAUUAGUUUAAACCAGAUAUGUAAAUGAGCAGAGAAGACAACCAUCUUUUCAUCAUUCGUUAUUACUACGGUACGAAAACAAAACAGGAUUUUCUUCGUUGUAAAAACAACUUUCACCGUUAACAUUGUUGCUCUAAACUGCUAAGACCAAGGCUUCUUAAGUUGCAAUUUUAGUUACUAUUUUAAAGGAAUAAUUGCCUUGCGACAUUAACAAAUGUAACAACCAUAAUGACGUUUUGUUAACGCUAAAGCAAUGAAUAAACUGUAAAUAGAUGCAUACAUAGAUAUAUAUAUUUAUAUGUAUAAUUAUUUUAAAUAAGCGUGAAAAAAAUAAUGGCUCCCUGUUAAAAAGUUCUAGAACCCCUGAAUUAGAAAAAAAGUUGGAAUUCCCUAGUUUAAGAACUUGAUGAAUCUGUUCUGUUAAACAACAAAAAUUUGCUACGAGUCCGCCCAGUGUAUAUGGGUGUUUUGGACUUUAAUUUUGACACCUCGCAAUGCGGGCGCCUUGUCAGUUUGUGACAGGUCAGUUACUUGGCAUUCAGCAAUUUAUCAGUGAUGUCAUUUAAGGAAGUGUUUUUUUUUUAUAAAACCUUGAGGUUGCGACCCUUUUUUGGAUUAGGAAUCCAUGUAGCUAAGUGCCUUUUAAAAAAAUGUGUUUAUUUUGUGUUAAAAAAAAAAAGUCAAAAUUAUAUUUAUUUUUCUUUAACUGGUUCUGAAUGAAUGACAUAAGGAUUGGCAACAUGUAUAGCAGAUAUGAUAUUAAAAGAGAUGCUGAUGAAGGCUGUGUAUUUUGAUGCAAGAAUGUCGACGGCAUGUUGUGUGUUAUCUCUGUCUUGUCGUAUCAUUGUAAACGUGUACACUAGAAUACAGUAACAUAUUUAAACAUAUCAGAGUCCAUCUUGAUUAGUAUUGGGAUACCUUUUUUUGAACUCGUAUUCCCACUAAUCAAACCCAGGUCUCCCGUUAGCAAAAUGAUUUCUGUUAACAAGCUUAUGAAGAUGAUGAUUGAAUGCUUUUAUUGAGCUUGUAUCCAUGCUAUAUACAGUAUGCUCAUUGCGCUCUGAUGUCCUAAAAUCUAUUAAUAGAAAAAAGAGUAUUUCAAUGUUUCUUAAAUGAUUUUUAUCAUUUUAAUUUCCAACAAAGAUUGGAGCAAGCUGGUCCACACUUUAGUCGCAAUAGCUUCAAAAGAGCGCACACGGUUUGACUUCUUUUUGUGUCCAUCUACAUUGGUAACUCUCAGUAAGGACUGUGUUGAAGAGCCCAGGUUCUUUUUGGAUUCGUGUUAAGAAAUCAGUUCUUUAGAUAUGCAGAUCCAGAGCCUUUUAAACUUGGGUGAUGUGGCCAGAUUUCUUGAUCAACGAUACAAUGCUUGGCCAAAGAACAACGUAAAGUAACGGGAUCACUGUUAACAUUACCUUUUUGUUCAUCGUUCCUACUCCAUGCUCUCCCACCCCCUUGCACUACUGACCACUGACACUCUACUGGCCCUUAAGUAUACCCCAUUUUUUAUUGAAUCCCUACGUUCAUUGAACAAUUCCGCAUUCAGGCACACUGACCCCCAAUCUAGUCCGUAUUUAUACACACGAAGUCUUUGUCCAGUUCACAUUCAGACACACUGAGUCUCUCUCCAGUCCACAUCCAGACAAACUAACUCCUUAUCUAGUCCGUAUUUAUACGCACUAAAUCUCUGUCCAGUCCACAUUCAGACAAACUGACUCUCUAUUAAGGCCACAUUCAGACACACUAUGUCCUAAUCUAGUCCCUAUUUAUACGCACUAAAUCUCUGUCCAGUCCACAUUCAGACACACUAACUCCUUAUCUAGUCCGUAUUUAUUUCCACUAAAUCUCUCUCCAGUCCACAUUCAGACACAAUGACUCUCAGUCAACUCCACAUUCAGACACACUUACUGCUUAUCUAGUCCGUGUUUAUACGCACUAAAUCUCUGUCCAGUCCACAUUCAGACACACUGAGUCUCUGUCGAGUCCACAUUCAGACACACUGAACCUCUGUCCAGUCCACAUUCAGACACACUGAAUCUCUGUCCAGUCCACAUUAAGACACACUGAAUCUCUAUCCAGUCCACAUUCAGACACACUUACUCUCUGUCAAGUCCACAUUCAGACACGCUGACUCCCUGUCCAGUCCACAUUCAGACACACUGACUCUCUGCCCACUCCACAUUCAGACACACUUACUCUCUGUCCAGUCUACAUUCAGACGCACUUACUCUCUGUCCAGUUCACAUUCAGACAAACGGACUCUCUGUCCGGUCUGAAUUCAUGUCACUCACUCUCCGUUCUCAUUCAUAAAAAAAUUAUUCAUUUCAACGAAAAUUAUUUUACUUGAUAGCUUUUGUAAGAAUGCAAUGAUUUCCCUUUGUUUAAAUGAAACAAUCAGAUAAAAUGAUUACAAUAAAAUCGUAAGAAUACAUUUAAUUUUGUAUCCAAUUUAAUUAAUCAGAAACUAUUUAAUAAAUUACAUCAAGUCAAGUUUUGUGAAAAUUAAAAGAUUAAAACAUGUAAUGAAGAUAUCAUAUGUACACAAUUGUAACCAGGAACGUCACCAGCACAAAUCUUGGUGGUCGGCAAACGAAUGUAAAUUGCCCCGAGUCAUGUCAAAAGGAAAGUCUUGGUGAUAAUGAAAGCUAAUAAGUUAUUUUUAAAAAAAAUGUGUUAGUUUAACGGUGCAUUCCUAUUUUGCUAUAGGUUUUUUCCUCUAAAUAGUGCAUCUGGUCAGUGCAACAGUUAAACGAACUCAACAUGGAGUGAUUACUAGUGACUUGACAUCUAUCGUAAUCAUGCGUCUUUUCUUGUACACGUCAUUUUGGCACAUACUCAGUGGUUUCAAUAGGUUGGUGUUCCCGGUAGCUGUUAACAAACCAUUAAAAUUACCCACCCCCCUCUUUUUUCAGACUUUCCUAAGGAUCAUUUUUUUUUAAUGCAGAGAACUAUUGAAUGUCAAGGUUACUUACGCUCGGGUCAGACACAUGGCCCUGGAAUAGAAUCUGGUUUGACAAAUCGUCUCUUACAAAAAACAUAAACUGGUGGUCCACUCUAACCACAAUCGGAGGGUCGGUGACGUGAAGUGACGUGACCGCGUUCAGACUUGAUGAGGCCACGGCCGCUGCAGCUGUGCCUGAUUCUCUUAUUUCGAAUACCGCUCUCUGAAAUACAUCACUGAUCACCAACGGCUCCACGGAGAUGCCGGAGAAAUUGGCCACGGGUUGGAACGCGUUCGGCAUCCCCAUCUUCGACAAUGCGUUUUUCAAGCUCAUCGAAGCUAAAAUUCGAAACCUGGGAAGAUAGAGAUGAACCUUGACCUUUGACAUCCCCGUGAAUAAAACAUCGAUGUCUGUGUUUUCUGAGGCCAUCAUGGUUUCAAGAGCGGACAACCCCGAAUUCGUUUGUGGCAGCGCCACGAAAAACGCCAACCUCUGGUUGGCGAACGGCAGCCUCACCACGUCGACGUUCUCAACGGCCGACUGCUUGAAUUCAAGGUCGGUCGUCUGGUGCAUGAGGUCGACCUGGACGUUGAGCCCGUCCGCCCUGGUGAAGUCUCCCUUGGUGGUUAGACUUUCGUCGAACGGGGUGUUCCAAGUCGCGUUGAAUAACAGGACACUGACCAACACGCUGGAGGUGUCGUUCGUGAUGGAGUCCGGUCCCAGCAUAUCCGGGAUUUUGUUGUAAGUUUUUUCAGCGACGAAUGAGUUGAUUGGCGUCUCGGGCCCGCCUGCAGCAGUAAGGUCGAUGGUGUCGAUCUCAGCAAAGUACUGUCUCACUAUCACGUUCUGGGACAAACAUGGGAGAAAAAUUAUGUCACACUUAACAACACAAAAGUAACUAUUUAAAAAAAAAGGAACACAUAUUGAAUGAAAAAUAUCAUUUAUAACAAAAAAAUGAAGAAAAAAGUUUAUUUUCUUAGACACCAUAUAAGCAACAAAUACUGAUAAGCUUACUUGAUACUGCAUUUUGACUGGAUAAUUUGGAUUGACCCAAAUGCCAUUGGCGAUCAGGACAUUUACACGUGGUACUGCGUUGAGACUUUUUAUAAGGUCUUUGUAAGCGGCAUGUGGGGCAGCUACUCUGAUCAACUGAGAAGGGAAGAAUGAAAUUGACAUUUGUUUCACGUAAAUGAGUAUAUUGAAUAGUGUUUAAAAGGAAUUACAUCUUGUGCACGCAAUGUUCUGAGAUAAUAGAAUUAUGCGUAGCUAGUUUUUUAGAGGGAAACAUUAAUGAGAAAACUAUGAUUUGGUAUGAUUUAGUAGGUCGGCUACCAAUGUUCGGAGAAAGUUAUUAAAUAUGGGUAACUUGUGUUUGGUGGGACUUAUCUAGAGGGCUACUUGUGUUUAGUGGGACUUAUUUAGAGGGAAACUAGAGUUUGGUGGGAAUUAAUUAAUACGGUAAGUAGUCUUUAUUUGGAAUUUUUAAUGGGGCAAAUAUUAUUUGGAUUGAAAAUUAACUUGAAAGAAUAUUUGUAUGGACUAAUUAAUAGGGCUUUAAUUUCGUAGUGAAGCAUUUGUGGGGAAACCAGUAGGUUGUGUGAUUUAUUUGUGGGACAACUAGUAGUUUGUGGAAAUUAAAUGUGCGGCAGCUAGUAUUUGGUGGGACAAGAAACGGAGCAUACAAUUAAUGUUUGGAGAGAAGAAUUAGUGAAACAAUUAGCAUUUGAAAAGACCUGCUAUACAUUCACGACUUUUUGUAUAUAGUGACUUUUUGAUUCGGCAACCAGUCAGUGAUUGUAGCGAGUUGUAUAAGAAAGUACAGAUGUGUAUAGGUUAACAAUAAUUUCAUUUACAUAAAAUGUGUUUAUUAAACAAAAAAACAACAUUUAACUUUUCGCCACAAACACAAAGGUAUGCAUGUGCAACAUUUAUGUUUAAAGUGCUUGCACUGGCUCUUGAUGCUAAAUUUAUCACAUGCUUAUCUCAGAUAACUUAUGAUUUUCUCAAAUAACUUAUGAUAAUCACAGAUAACUUAUGAUUAUUUCAUGGUACUUAUGAUUUGUUGAGAUAAAUUAUUAUAAUCUCUGACAUCUUAUGAUUAUUUCAGAUUACUUAUGCUUAUCUCAUAUUACUUAUGAGUAUCUCAGAUAUUUUAUGAUUAUCUCAGACUGCUUAUGAUUAUAUCAGAUAACUUGUGAUUUCCUCAGAUUACUUAUGACUCUUCAGAUUACUAUCAUAAAUAAAUAUUACUUAUGAUGCGAAAUGAUUUUUGAGAAUAUUUAAUGUGGGGAGUUUAUGUGAAGAAAUAUACUUGACCGUGUACAGGUCAGUCGAGUGUAUACAGUCUUACCUGGAGGGUCCUCUUCAUUUGGUCAGCGGUUGACGUCCUAGCCCCAAGGUAGGCCAUGCUCAAGCAAGCGUGAAGGCUGAAGGGAGAGUACACAGAUAUAGAUCGGUUCAGUGCCACUUGGGCGUACAGCUUUUGGGAAAACUGGUUGGACGCCCUUGUCAGGGCCUUGACACUGGACAACGACGUGGGCCCGGUCAAGAUCUGGGGUAAACUGGACAACGUCAGCGCCAAUACGAAAGUCAAUUCGAUCCACAUGAUGUUCAAUAGACGGUUGAUCGAUCAAUUCAGUGAACAAUAAAAAGCAGACAGAUGGUUAUUAGCAAACAAAUAUAACAACCAAAUAGUUAUUGGCAAUGAAAUGUCACAGACUGAAUGAUACUUAAUUGCAAUCAGUUGUCACAACCAGACAGAUGUUUAUUUGGAAUCAUAUGUCACAACCAAAUAGAUAGCUUAUGUUAAUCAAACUUCAAUGUCCAGAAGAAGCUAAAACAAAUGAAAUUAUUUUUUUUUUUUAAAUUAAAAAAUGAUUUGACUACUCCACUGUGAUGUGUAGAGCAAAAAAAAAACCAACUGUAAUUAUCUCGCUGUCUCCAAUUUUUAUACACAAGACUUGGAAAAAUUUCUUCUUUUGAAGUCAGUGUCAAAGGUUAAAGGUGAACGUCGUUGUUAAAUAGCUUUUAUAUGGAAAUCAUAUGUCACAACCAAAUAGAUAGCUUAUGUUAAUCAAACUUAAAUGUCAAGAAGAAGCUAAAACAAAUGAAAUUAUUUUUUUUUUUUAAAUUAAAAAAUGAUUUGACUACUCCACUGUGAUGUGUAGAGCAAAAAAAAAAACCAACUGUAAUUAUCUCGCUGUCUCCAAUUUUUAUACACAAGACUUGGAAACAUUUCUUCUUUUGAAGUCAGUGUCAAAGGUCAAAGGUGAACGUCGUUGUUAAAUAGCUUUUAUAUGGCAAAAAGGGAGGGAUGGAUAAGAAUAUUUGUGCUACAAUGGAAUUUUACGUUUUGCCAAAUUUUCCACAUAUUUUAACCCUAAUAAGUCACGUGCUGGUCGUUAAAUUCACUGUUUCCUGCAAUGUCAAGGUCUAGAUUGUGACGUCACUCUUGAAACUUUUGGGCGGACAGGAUUAACACUAAUUUCAACGUCAGCUUUCGUGUUCCUCCCUCUUAGGCCUGUCACACCCCUGGGGGCAAACCAACCAAGCAGUUUACCUGUGUCGUUGUGAAGAUAAAAAUAAUAAAGUCACACUUAAAUUUUAAGCGCUGUUGGUAAAAGUAAUAAUACAGUAUUUGACUAGCAACCUAAUUUUUAUAUAAAGUCCACUCGAUUUAUGUCCAUGCCCGGGAAAUUAUUUUAAGAAACAACAAAACAAACCAACAAAUGUUAUUAAAAAUUAUUUUUUAAAAAAAAUUAAUCAACUUCAUACCCGCUAGGAUAUAUUUUGUUUACUUCCUUUUUUGUGUUUUGAAAUCAGAACAACAUUCAAUAAGAAGCACGACUUCUGUUUAUCUGAAUACAUGCAUUUCAAAAUCGUUGUAAGCUAUAGUAAUUUAUUUUUUCUCUUUUACCGUUUUUCUUAAGUUGGGGCUUUCACAAAAAUGGGACAUCCUUAAUAAGGAAAAAAAUCAACUAUUUAAACAUUAUAUUUUAUUAGGAAAAAGUGUUUUAAAAAUAAAUAUUAAAUAAAUUUGGUCAUUUCAAACAAAAAAUAACAUAUUUAAGAACGUGACGAGCAAUAUUUCAUAAAAUUCUGAAAAAAAAAAGAACACACAAUUUUCCAUUACAACUGUGUGUUGACAUUGAACAUUUUUUGUACAAAGCGAGAGAUUUACUAUUUUAAUGGCAACAGCCAAAAGAAAAAAAAAAAGGGCAGCGGUAUUUGUUGGUGUAAUCACAAACAGUGACGUACUGCUUUACCUGUUUGGUAGAAUCCGGGUCUGAAUUUACAUAUAUACACCAUGAAUGUUUUCUAAGGAAUUUUUCAACUCUGUCAACACGAUGUCAGUGCGUAGGUGGGCGAGAUUUAUUUGAAUUCGUCAUUAUUAAAUUGUGUCAGAGUUAUGUCAGCUUAGCGUUUUUUUUUGUUGCGCACUAUCAUUGCCACUGUCAUUUUGAUAUGUCCUUACAUGGUCUAAUGUGUCUCCAUAUCUUUCAGAAAAGAAUUUUUUUUUUUUUAAUCUAUCCUAUUAAAUGGAAAUGUUCUUAGAGUACAUUGUAAAGUUUAUUAUAUUAGAUAUCAAAUAAGAAAGGAAAAAAAUAGAAAGUAAAAAUUAUGGUUACAUUUUAAAACGGGACAAUUUUAAGUACAAAGUCGGCAGUCGAAAUGAUCACCUUUAAGUUAUAUUCAGGUUGGAACUGUGGAUGAUCGACAUAACGGGGGAAUACAUGGGCUAAAUAAGCAAAAUUGUGAUAUAGGUACAAAAUAAAUUGGCUAAUUGAGUAACAUUUUGACAUAGGAACACAAAAUAAUAUGCUGAGUGGGACAUAUUGUGUUAAUGUACGACCGGAUAGUUUUUAUCGAUAAGUGUUUGAGUGGCAUGCUCGUAGUGGUUUGUGACCAUACUAUUCUGUAGAAGUUUUUUGACCAUAUUUUCUGUAGAAAUUUGUGACCAUACCGCUCUGUAGAAAUUUGUGACCAUACUGUUCUGUAGAAAUUUGUGACCAUACUGUUCUGUAGAAAUUUGUGACCAUACUGUUCUGUAGACGUUUGUGACCAUACUGUUCUGUAAAAGUUUGUGACCAUGCUGUUCCGUAAAAGUUUGUGACCAUACUGUUCUGUAAAAGUUUGUGACCAUACCGUUCUGUAAAAGUUUGUGACCAAACAUUUCCGUAUUUCAUGGUAGUGCGAUGCUUGUAUUUUCUAAUCUUGGAUCGUAUUUUAAUGAAUUAAAAGGAUUACGUUUAGAUAUUGAGAAAAACAAAUUUUCCAUCUGGCAUUAGUCAUUAAAAAGAAAAGAAAAAAGUCAUAUUAAAUGGACACUGGGAAAUCUUCUAUUUUAAAAAAAAAAAAAAUUCUUAAUAUUUUCAUACUAAUAUUAUGAAAGCAAAACCUAAUAGAAUAGAAAGCUAUUUAAAAUUUAUACAAAGGUAUAUUUCCAUGAGAAUAUUUUUUUGCUUAGUUAAAAGUCACCUCUGCCUAAUGUUUCAGAAAACCUACAAGGAUUGUAGAGCCGUAUCGGUGAGUAAAAGUACAUUUUGUAAUGAAUAUAUUAUUACAUUUUUAACCGCAUUGUGGACGCCACUGUGUGUUAGACUGUAGCUGUUAUUUAUAUAAGUAAAGAAAUUAUGGAACUUUAAUUUCAUUUUAGAUAAUUUCAGAAUUUUUUUUUAAUUUCAAUAUUACAUUCUUGUCGACACCAGCUCAAUAUGAAUAAUUUCGUAGAUUGAAACUGACAACAUUGUCAUAUUAACAGUUAUUUAAUACAUUAGGCGACACCUGUUUCCAGGUUCUUACGUUGAACAUUACGGAUAAUUUAAAAAAAAUAAAUUCAAUUUUAAACAAUUCACUUGUUUUCAAAUCCUUCGUUUCUGAACAAUGGGUAACAAAGCUGACUGGGAUCAUCUGGAGUUAAUUAUGUGCUAUAUUUAGGCUGGACCUGUUGCGUGAACUUGUUUUUGUCCUGGGAGAUUUUUCUUUUUAGAGACAUACUUAAACGAAAAGGAAAGAAAUUAAUUUCCAUUUUGAAUCCGUGUCUUGCUUAUUACAUGUUUAAAUAUUUUCACAACGUUGUUAGAUACUUCAAUUUCUUUCCACUUUAUUUUUUUUAAUUUAUAAGUUCUCUGGGUCUAUUUGCUGGUUUAGAAAUAUGGGUCGAGACUCAAAACAGUUUGGGAACAUGUGGUCUAGUCACGUUGACACUGUUGCAUCGAUCUGCAGAUGAUCUGUUCAAAGCAGAAUAAGGUAUGCGUUAUUUGUUAUUUUCUCAUCGCUAUUCAGGCCACCACCACCACGUGCCCUGCCCCCACCGACCCCUGAACCACCAGUGAACAUGAGAUGGAACAAUCAGGCCUGGAAGCAAAGUAAGUUCUAACAAAAGUUUCAUAAUAAUUAUGAAAACGACUCAAAUGAUCGCUGCAAAUUGAAGUUUAAAAAAAAAAAAAAAUUAAGUAUAAUGAAAAAAAAAGGGACGUAAAAAAGAAAAAAGAAAAAAACGAACAAAAACAAAAGAACAGCAAUCAAAUCGAAAGUGUCGGGUCAAAGACCUUAUUAGCGAAGAACAACAGAUAAGCCAAAAAUAAACAUUAAUAUUGUAAGGAAUCCGCUGCGUCACGCCUCAUUCCUCUAUCUACUUUAUGUGGAUGGUAAACCUCGGCCACUCUGUCUCGCUUACUCCAACACUCAGGUAACAACACGUUGACUGUUGGCCUUUCACUUUAUUUGAUUUGCUCUACACUGAAGACCUUUGAAAUCUGCUCUGACUGUCCCGGGUAACUGUCUCCUCAUGUCUUUCUUCUGCUCCUGUCCAGGAGACUGUCCGACUCGCCCUCCCUCCGGCUUAACUCUCCUAGUCCUGUCUAUAGGUCACUUUUUACAAGUCCCUGAAUUGGUCGUUGCGUCACUAGAGAUUCCCUCCAACCCCCCCCCCCACCACACACAUUGGCUUUAAUCCUUUGCUACAUCUGGUACUAAAUUUUCUUCUAACGCGUCCCUUCGUUUAAAGUGACAUUGACCAAACACUGCCAUCACAUAGCGUUCCUAAUAGUCUCGCCACAAUUUGUACCUGCUAAGCUACAACCGUUGGUCAGUUCCCUCACCCCCGCACCCCGCCUUUUAAAUGGCCGUUAAACAACCACUACUAGAACCCCAAGGGGGACCAACCACUACUAGAACCCCAAGGGGGACCAACCACUACUAGAGCCCCAAGGGGGAUAAACCACUACUAGAGCCCCAAGGGGGACAAACCACUACUAGCGUUCUCAAUAGCGUCGUCACGGUGUUGUAGUCACCGUGUUGUAGCCGCUGGUCAGCCUCCAUGCGGUGAAUUCCCCCUCACCCCUGUACCAACCAGGGCGACUACCCAGGUCUGAACACUCUAAAUAUAAACAGCUGCAUUUGAGUAUCUGAGAGUCCAGCCAGAGGAAAGACAUUCUCGCCGACACGUUCGACUUUUACUUUCACUUAUAUUCAUCUACCAAAUUUGAUGGGAAUCUCUCCUCAUUAUUAUCUGUAAAUUUCCAAUUUUCUAAUUGGUGUGUCCCAGGGCUGACCGCACAACCGUCAUGCCCCCUCCUAGUGACGACUUCCCCACUUGUAGUGACGGUAAUGCGUUUAGUUUAGGAAAAUAAAUGAAAUUGUUGAAUAUUAAUUAUUACGUUAUUAUUUUUACUAAAUAUGUUAAAAUUUUUUAAUUGAAAUAUAGAUGACAUUUUUUUUUGAAAUUCUCAUUUUUUGCAAUAAAGUAUAUUUUACGUUUAAAAUUCUUCCCUCUCCAAAGUUUGACAACUCAGUAAAAUUAGUUUUCUUGUUAUCCACAGUUCAAGACAAGAGUUCCCUCCCUGACGCACAUUAUUUCCAUUAUAGUUAAUCAUUGAAAUUAAUAAAACUAUUUCAUCCUACGAAUAAUCUCUACCUCACAGCACGAAAUACUCUGUACACAACAGCAUCAGAACUCUCUACCCCACAUCAUCAAACACUUUCUAUCCCAGCCCAUCAAUGUAUGUACAUUCUUAUUCUUUUGCCAAAAGUUUUCUACACAAAUUACCCUACUCAUCCUCUCUUUCAAAUAAACUAUCCCCCAUCGUCCUUUAUCUCAACCUCAACAUACAUCAAUCAUCAUUUCUGUCAGCCCCUAGUAGCCGAACUCAUCCUUUAUCUUAGCCCCAACUUGCUUAACCCAUCCUUUCUAACAGCCCCUAAUCACAUCAUAAAUCUUUUAUCUUUAUCUAAGUCCCAACUAACCCCACUCAUCUUUUCUCUCAGCCUAACUUACCUCUCUUAUUCUUUUCCAAGCCCAAAUAAACGCACUAUCGCUUUUCUCAGCUUAGCUCAAACUAUCUCAAUCAUUCAUUCUCUUUUCCCUAACUUAUCUAAUCUAAACCUUUCUCUCAGCGCCAACUAAUCUCACUCUACCUUUCUCUCAGCCCCAACAAAACUUACUCAUAAUUUCUUUCAGCCCUAGCUUACACCACAAAUCAAUUAUUUUAGCUCCGACUAACCUGACAAUCUAUUUCUACCCACACUCUCUUCCCCAAAACAUAUAUCUCUUUAACAUACCUUGCCGCAACCAUUUCUUUUGAAAAUUUAAAAUAAUCUCACAAGUCUCAAUUGACUUCACCAGUCAUCACAAAUAUUUUUAUAACACGUGACUUGGCUACUUUUCUGAAGGGUUUUUACUUGUCAAUAUUUUGGAACUCGGCAAUAUUUUAAACGACAAAAUUGUCACGUCGAUCUUUAAAACUUAAGACUACAACAUUAUUUGAAUGUGUAAUUUGUUUCAAGGUCUACAUGAAAUUAAAUGGAAUUCAGAAGUGAAUGGUUCGUUUUUCUUUCUCUUCAUUUCGCAGACGACAGAUUUGAAGGUACGCUUUGAUCGCCAGACCACAGUCGAUAGCAAAAUUUAAAAACCAGACAGACCAUUCCAGUAAAAAUAUUGCCAAGUUCUAUCUUUUGUGCCUCGUCUGUAACGUUAUACAAAGUUUAUUUGUUUCCUUAAAUCUGAAUAUAAUAACAUAAUGCACCGGAAAUUGUUCGUCAAAUUUUUAAUAAAUUAAAGUGUUUGUACAUUUUUUUUUCUAGAAUCUCUUUUAAAUACAAUUUAACUUUUUGAAAAAAUAGUUUGAGGACAAAUAAUGCAUAAGCCAAAUGUAAAGGUACGGAUGAUCUCACAUCUUAAAUUCCUAAGUGGAUUUGUCAACGGUGCGAAGCUUCAGUAGCCAAGUGUUCACUGCGAAGUCAAUGAAUCUAUUAUGGACCACUGUUGUUGUUGGUAAUGGGUCUCUCUAAGUAGACAAACAUUUUUAUAUUUGAGCCCUAUUAGUGAGGACUUUAGUGAAUUUGGUUUAGAACACUGUUCGAGAAAACAAAAGGUAGCAGGACAGUUCAAAGAGAUAUUUAAUGAGACGACAGCAAGUAACACCAUUUUGGUGUUUAUUGUUACAAAUACCACGACGCUAAGUAACACCAUUUUGGUGUUUAUUGUUACAAAUACCACGACACUAAGUAACACAAUUAUGGUGUUUAUAGUUAGAAAAUAUCAUAGUUUUGAAAGAGUGUUAAGCCUGCUGAUUCUUUGAUGAUCAGAAACGCGCUUGUUUCUCAAAAAAAAAGUUGUUGCGUUAAAACCCUGAGAAAUCUAGGAUGAAAGUCUUUAAGAAAUCUACGAUGAUCGUCUUUCAGAAAUCUACGAUAAACGUCUUUUGGAUAUCUACGAUGAACGACUUUAACAAAUGUACGAUGAGCGUCUUUCAGAAAUCUACGAUAAACGUCUUUUGGAUAUCUACAAUGAACGACUUUAACAAAUGUACGAUGAGCGUCUUUCAGAAAUCUACGAUAAACGUCUUUUGGAUAUCUACGAUGAACGACUUUAACAAAUGUACGAUGAGCGUCUUCAAGAAAUCUACGAUAAACGUCUUUUGGAUAUCUACGAUGAACGACUUUAACAAAUGUACGAUGAGCGUCUUUCAGAAAUCUACGAUGAGCAUCUUUAGGAAAUCUACGAUGAACAUCUUUAGUAAAUCUACGAUGAGCAUCUUAAGGAAAUCUACGAUGAACAUCUUUAGGAAAUCUACGAUGAGCAUCUUUAGGAAAACUACGAUGAGCAUCUUUAGGAAAUCUAGGAUGAGCAUCUUUAGGAAAUCUACGAUGAGCAACUUUAGGAAAUAUACGAUGAACAUCUUUA